UUUUCACAAUAAAUUGAUCGGUAAGAGGUAAAACUGCGAACAUGCAAUAUUUAACUUGAAGUAAAUAUUCACACACACGACAUGAGUUGGAAAACGACACAUUUUCAUAUCCAAUUCUUAUGUCGACGUAGAGAAAAGGUCAAUAUUCACCUUUUCUUCGAAACUCGUAUUUUCAAUAAUAUUGCAAAUAUCACAGUGAAUAAAAAAUGAAAAUGUUCGGAAAAGAUCAGGCUACAAUUUGGUGUUGAAAACCAUUCUGAAUUUCUAGUGGUUCACUCCACAGGGUGUCUCAAUAAACUCCUGAAUAUUACUCAAGAGAAAAUUGAUGUCAAACUAAGUGCAAAUUUUGUCCGUUCUUCUAAUUUUGUCAGUGUGUUGACGAAACUUUCAGCAAAAUAUUUUCAAGCAUCCCUAAACCAAAUUUUUGCUUAUUGGUACCGUUUCAAUGGUAAACCUUACCGGAAAACCAGAACCUGCCUUGAUCACUUCCAUCAUAUCAACAUUCAUUUUUCUCUCCUUUUUAUCAUCUUUGUCCCUUUCUCUAUCCAUUCUAGGCUUUGACCUAGACUUUUCCAUUUGAUCCAAAUCACGCGUCUUGGAGCUAGGAACAUCAUCGCGCAUUUCUCUCAUUUUUCUUUCCGGAGUAAUUUUAAAUUAAUAUUGCAUUAUAUUGUCAAAUUGACACGAACUGGUGAUUUAUUUAGAAAUAUAAACUUCAUUUCCUGUGGAAAUUUUGUUUCUAGUGAAAAAUGGCUUCGCACAUAGAGAACAAGGCCAAGCAGCUUCGGGACGAGGGACUCAAAAAACUCAAUUCUCGAGGAUUUUUUCAAUCCUGGUUCGGAGGUUCGGAUAAGGCUUCAGAAGCAAUCGACUACUACACUAGGGCGGGAAACUUGUUUAAAAUGGCAAAAAACUGGCAGGAAGCAGGCGAAGCUUUCCGCGAUGCCGGAGAUUUGAAUUGCAAAACCCAAGACGACUUGGAAGCGGCACUCAACUACUCAGAAGCGGGAAAUUGCUUUAGAAAAUACGACACCGCCAAAGCCGUCCAGCUUUAUACGAAAGCGAUUAAACUGUAUUCGGAAAUGGGUCGGUUUUUUACUGCUGCCAAGAUCGAGCAAAAAAUCGCAGAGCUAAUGGAAGAAUUGGAGGAUUUUUCGGGAGCGAUGGUCCACUACGAACUGGCUUCGGACUUGUUGCACGACGAGAACCAUCACACGAUGGCGAACAAGUGCAUGCAGAAAGUAGGCGAGUUUGCAGCUAUUGAGGGAAAGUAUCAAAAGGCCAUUAAGGUGUUUCAGGGACUAGCCGGUCCUUUAUUGACGUACACUGCUAUAGAGUACUUUUUUAGAGCGUGUAUUUGCCAUUUGUGCAACGAUCCUCAAAUGAUGGAGAGUGUUUUGAUACGAUAUCAAGAAGCUUAUCCGAAAUUUAAAAACACCAGAGAGUACCAUCUAAUUAUUACGCUUUUGGACUGUAUGGCGCAAAACGAUAUGGACAGAUAUGCAAACGAAAUAAGAAUCUAUGACGGAACUGGCAAACUGUCCAAUUGGCAUAUGACUAUGUUGCUCAGAGCCAAAAGCUCUCUCGAUUAUGAAAGUCUCAGAUAAAUGGACAAAAUAAAAACUGUUUUAGUUUUUUUUUUCUCAUAAAAAUUAAGAAUUUUUUUAUAAAACAUACAUGUUUAUUCAGCAACUUUCAAUGUCAGCUAAAUUUUUAGAAUCCUCAAACAACCACAAAUCCUCCUCAUCAUCUGGAGCCCUAUUUUUCUCAUCCCAAGCAGCUAAAAAAUCCAUAUCUUCUUUAUCGUCAUCCUCAUCUACCAAAUAUUUCAAAUCUUUAUAUUCUGUAGUAAGAUCCAAUUUUUCACCAUCAUAAAUCUCUUGAGCUCCCAUAUAUUCGCCAGCAACAAGAGAUUUAAUCAUAUAAGGCCCUUCUAGUUCAUAUCCUAAUUUGCGAUAAUAAUUUCUCGUGCCCACUCCUGAUAUAACAGCAAUUUUAUUUGAUUUGUGCUCACUUAUAGCUAU
This is a messenger RNA of Ceutorhynchus assimilis (cabbage seed weevil), 2024 nucleotides long. The record is from the annotation of a GenBank genome assembly. NCBI's taxonomy places the organism in Eukaryota, Metazoa, Arthropoda, Insecta, Coleoptera, Curculionidae.